Molecule: messenger RNA, 351 nt
Organism: Fusarium venenatum
Lineage: Eukaryota; Fungi; Ascomycota; Sordariomycetes; Hypocreales; Nectriaceae
Source: RefSeq, a predicted model, not a curated record
AUGGCCUCCGAUAUGAACAGCACUCAUGUUCCCCAAGAACCAUCUUAUAUCACCGAUAUCAAGGUGUACCACAAUGGGCUUCCUGGUAAUUUCCGAGUCGAGAGCGACAGCCUAGAUGUCCGUUUGAAAGCUACAGUUGACUCACGUGGCAAAAUCUCCGAUAUCGAAUUCAAGCACCGUAAUGGAGAGCAGAUAAGGAAUGGGAUAUUUACUGAUAGGCGGGGAAGCCUUUACUUUACGGGAGAUGCUCGCCUUGCGCAAAUUGUUAUUGUAGUCAUGGGAAUUGCUUGUGAGGCAGUCCGUGUGCCGGAGCGAGUUUCUAUCAUGGUGAGUCCUGAACUUGAUGGUUGA